CACCUCGAGAACUAUUUAUGUUGCAAGAAAUUGAAAUUUUAUUUACACGUACGUGAUCGCUUCGAUAAAGAAAGAGUCAUCUUAAAUUUUUGACCGUCCACUGUACAGUCAUGAACAAAGUAGAGUUUGCUGUUUGUCGAAUCAAAGAAAAGCUUCCCGGGAAUCAAGGUUUUGCGACAAAGGGAAGUGGCUGUGUUGUUCACAGUGAGUCGCUUACUUCUUCGUGGGGUUGGAAAUGCCAUUAUUUCAUUGUUACUCCAAGCGUCGUGCUGUGUCGGGAAGAUCUAGCUUCAAACAAGGUCUUUUUGGCAGAAUUCCUGAGCAAAGAUAAACGAGGAUUAGAAACAUUUGAGAUUAAGCAAAUGGCCGAAGUUUGUAAGGAUGUUGUUGGUCGGCGUUUGGAUAGUGCUGACCUCGAUCUAUAUCUGACCUUUUUAUCUGUAGAACCGUUAGACAAGCGUGGAUUUCUGAAAAGAAUGGUCAAGAAAGGCAGUUUGCAAACCUACCGACCACUGGAAAGCUUGGAAUCCGAAAAUAAAACGACAGAAGAACUUACUGAAGGAUUAUUUUGCCAUGUCAUCGUUGACCUUUUCAGUGAUCAAGAAUCCACAAACUCGCCAUUCACAACUCAAACUUACAAACUUGUUUAUGAUUUCCAGACUCGCGAGUUUAGCCUUCAAGACUUUGGCGGAACGUUGAUACAUUUCAACAACGAAAUACCUCCAAUUGGCGCUGUCGUUUUCACCAAGAAAGGUGAAUUCGCCGGUCUCCUGCGGAACUUUUCAAGUGACUGGGUGACAGCGAUCUUUUUGCCUCAGCCCUUCAAAGAAGGUAUAAUUACCCUUUGCUCUCAAAAUCAGUGAUAUCGUGCGAUAAUUGUUUUGAAUCCGAGCCUGCCAUUUAAAUGAUUGUGUUUUAAGUACAGUUUUAAUGACUUGUUUUGGAGUAAUCUUGCUUUAAUAUGUAUAACACACCGCAAUUGAAAUAUUGUGAUUUGUGAUGUUAAUAGUCUUGGUCAGCAAUAUUAUCUAGAACUUUCCCGCAAUAUUUGCCAACAGAAACUUUAAGCGCUUAAGUUCCCCGAUUGAACCUUAUUUUUAGAGGUUUUGUGGUUAAGUUUGGAAUAAUUUCCUGCGUAUAAUGGUGCCCAUGCAGCUGUAUUUUGCAGAACACUUAUUGGCUGAUUUAUGAUUUUAUGUAAACACACUGCCUUUCGUGAUGUUUUCAUAACCCACUGCGUUCACCAAUUUUUAUUCCCUGAGGGUGCAUGAAGUGUGAAAGUUUAAAUGUUUUGAUUUCCUCUUUCUUCUUUGCCUUUCUUUUCCGACAUGCCAGGCUAUAAAAAAAAUUAAAUGAAUGAAAAAUAACAAUAAAAUUAUUCCAGCUAAAGGAAAUUGGAACCUCAACAUUCUAACCAACUUAGUACAUUGUUUAUUCUGAACUUUGGAAUUAGUACAUUUUAAUAAUAAUAUUGAUUUUUGUUUUAGAGGAUGGUGAGAGAGAUGUCACAGCAUUAAGCACUAGAGAUGAAACAAGUGUUGAAAUUAAUGGAGAUGUAACAUCAGAAAUUACCUUGAAACAGGAAAUUCAACUUGAAUCCCAUUCUACCAAGUUAGUUGAUGACACCCCCCAUGCUGAAGGAUAUUUUGAAGAUGUUUUUCCACAGAAAAAUAACAAUUUGUCACGACCUACUGAUAAUGAUGUUGAAAGAGGGAACAAUAAUUAUCCUAACAGCAGGGAUGUUAUCCAAAAUGGAUGUGAUGAUAGAGCAGGGAGACAAGACAACAGUGGUGUGCUUGUGGUCAAGCAGUUUCAAGAAUGUCCAGAAAAUCUUAUUCCUGGUAAUAGAACUGAAAAUGUCGAAACUGAGAUGUUGUUAUUGUCUACAGACAACACAGCUGAAGUUAAAGAAUGUGAAGAGAAAGGUGGAUCAGGUUUUUUUGAUGAGACAGUGAACAAUAAUUAUUCUGAUGCAGUGAAAGAUAUCCAGAAAAAGGCAGGAGACUCUGGUGAGAAGCAAGUGAGCUGUGAUAGGCCAGGAAAAGCAUCUGUGGAGACAACAGUUCAGGAGGAGGGGCAGGUACUUGUUUGCAAGACAGCCGAAGGUGAUGAUACAAUAAAAAGUGCAAGUGAUGUGCCAGAAAGGUUCUCUGAUGUAGAAGUAGAUCCUUACAUGGAGGAAGAACCUUUAGGCCAUCUGGAUAAGCAAGAGACUAGUGUACUGGUACAUGAUGGAGACCCUUGUUCACUUGAAAAUGGCUCAAGUGCCAUAGAGGAGCUUCCAGAAGAAUCCCACAGGGCGGUAAAAGCUGCUGAUUGUGAAGCCAGCUUGUCAGAUUCAACUGAGACUGCAACACAUGGUGGUGGAGUUGAAGUAGCAGAUGAGUCAACGUCCAGGGAGAGCAUCACAGGACAUGACAGCAGUUUAAUAACUGUCGUCCAAGGUAUCACUUGUUUUGUUAUUCUUACAAAUUUCAGAAAAAUGUGUGCAUUUAGCAGCAAAAUAAUAACCAGCAAUUAGAUAAUAGUAUCCUUGCAAGGUACAAACAAUAUAGCAGAUGCCCAAAUGACAACUUUCUUGUGUAGAAAAAAUAAAAUAAUGUCUUCUAAAAUAAUGUCUUGUUCAAAUGAUUGUAUGACUGCAUGGUGUCAUGUGUGAUUUAGUCAGUUGCUAUUUCUUAAAUGGACGGAAGCUGUGUUCUUUGACUAUCCUGAGCGUAUUUGACCACUGUUGAACAUUUAGUUGAAUACACCUCUGGUAAUCAAGGAGUUGGUCAUUUUUCCCUCCCGUUUUGUAGAUAAGAUCUGUUCUCAGGUGAAACCCCUAGUCAACCUAGCUUUCAACUUCAAAUGUCCUUUGUUUCCAAGCUCUAAAUAAUUAUUCAUAGCAGAUAAAGGAAUUUUGUUUUAUUGUGAGAACAGAUUUACCUACAUUAGAUACCUGACAUUAUCUGGUCAGUAGGGUGUCAUCAUACAGACUUAUUUCACUGUAAUAGUAAUCAAAGAUCAAUGAAUAGGCCACUUCUGAGUUCCAAGAACCCUCAUUUUCAAAUUGAGUUCCAAAGAACCAUAUCAAAGGCUUUUCAAAAUUUUGAUACAGAGGCCCGGGGAAACUCCGAAAUGGUGCAUUUAAUUUCGCUCAUUUUAAUCUAAUGUAUUGCCGCCCACCUAAACUUUUCCUCCCUCUGCUCUAUUUUUUCUGGAGAACCCUGGUAUCCCCCUGCGCCCCUGGGUAUCAUUUGUCCAGGUUGAAAAAAUUCUUAGGUUAUGCUAGGGCAUCCACUACUCUUGAUAGAUUCAAGAUAAAUUUGAUUAGAUUCUCUUUCAUUUUUUUGCAUUUUGCUUUAGUAAUAUUUUUGUGAUUGCAAGGUAGUUACACAAUAUUUGUUUAGUUGUAAAAAAAGGAAUGAAAAACCGGUACUGCUCUUUUGUAUGUGUUGAAACAUUAGUUACGCCAUUAUAUUGAUUACAAUGGAUGUAUGUUGCUUUUAGUGGACGGAACAUUUCUACCAGUGGAAACCAACAAAAGUAAAGAACAAGGAGAGCUUGAUGACUCUGAAACAAUUGUUUCAGAAAAGGUACCUUUAGAGAGUAAAGGUGUGUCUACAACAGAACAACCAGGCAUAUCUGGGGAACAGUCAACUUCAUGUUUUUCUGAUGAGGAUGAUGGACAGAUUACAGACCUCAAGAAAGAUACAUGUAUUCCUGCAGUUAAUCCAGGUGUCAUCUUUGAAGACAUUCAAGUGAGUGCAAACACAAAAACAGAAGGUGCAAGUGAAACAUAUUCUGCCCAGAUGCCUGGUAUCGCUGUGGAGGCAAGUGACAUUGAUAAUCUGGUUGGUACAAAACCAGAAGAUUCAUGUGAGACAGAUUCUACUCAGAUGCCUGGUAACAUUGUUGAUAUUGAGCCAGAUGAUGUUUAUAAUCUGAUCUCUGCAAAGCCAGAAGAUGCAACUGAAACAGAUUCUUCCCAGAUGCCUUGUAGCACUGGUGAUAUUGAGGCAGGUGACAUUGGUAAUCUGGUCGGUGCAAAGCCAGAAGAUGCAAGAGAAACAGAUCCUACCCAGAUGCCUGGUAGCAGCGCUGUUGAUAUUGAGGCAGGUGACAUUGAUAAUCUGGUUGGUGCAAAGCCAGAAGAUACAAGUGAAACAGAUCCUACCCAGAUGCCUGCUGGUAGCAUUGUUGAUAUUGAGACAGGUGAUGUUGAUAAUCUGGUCGGUGCAAAGCCAGAAGAUGCAAGAGAAACAGAUCCUACCCAGAUGCCUGGUAGCAGCGCUGUUGAUAUUGAGGCAGGUGACAUUGAUAAUCUGGUCUGUGCAAAGCCAGAAGAUGCAAGUGAAACAGAUCCUACCCAGAUGCCUGCUGGUAGCAUUGUUGAUAUUGAGACAGGUGAUGUUGAUAAUCUGGUCGGUGCAAAGCCAGAAGAUGCAAGUGAAACAGAUCCUACCCAGAUGCCUGGUAGCAGCGCUGUUGAUAUUGAGGCAGGUGACAUUGAUAAUCUGGUCGGUGCAAAGCCAGAAGAUACAAGUGAAACAGAUCCUACCCAGAUGCCUGCUGGUAGCAUUGUUGAUAUUGAGACAGGUGAUGUUGAUAAUCUGGUCGGUGCAAAGCCAGAAGAUGCAAGUGAAACAGAUCCUACCCAGAUGCCUGGUAGCAGCGCUGUUGAUAUUGAGGCAGGUGACAUUGAUAAUCUGGUCGGUGCAAAGCCAGAAGAUACAAGUGAAACAGAUCCUACCCAGAUGCCUGCUGGUAGCAUUGUUGAUAUUGAGACAGGUGAUGUUGAUAAUCUGGUCGGUGCAAAGCCAGAAGAUGCAAGAGAAACAGAUCCUACCCAGAUGCCUGGUAGCAGCGCUGUUGAUAUUGAGGCAGGUGACAUUGAUAAUCUGGUCGGUGCAAAGCCAGAAGAUACAAGUGAAAAAGAUCCUACCCAGAUGCCUGCUGGUAGCAUUGUUGAUAUUGAGACAGGUGAUGUUGAUAAUCUGGUCGGUGCAAAGCCAGAAGAUACAAGUGAAACAGAUCCUACCCAGAUGCCUGCUGGUAGCAUUGUUGAUAUUAAGGCAGGUGACAUUGAUAAUCUGGUCAGUGCAAAGCCAGGAGAUUCAAAUAUCAUGGAUAUUGGGUCAGGUGAUGUUGACAAUCUGGUCAUUGCAAAGCCAGAAGAUGCAAGUGAGACAGAUUCUACCCAGAUGCCUGGCAGCACUAACAUAGCUAUGUGUAUUGAAACAAGUGAACAGGUUUCUGGUGGGUUGGAAUUAGUCACACAGGGCAACCAAGAAUUUACUCGCAUUUCUGAAGUGACAGUCAAUACCUCACAUGACAGUUUGGAUGUUUCUGUUUGUAAUACUUCUGCAAUUGAGGAUAUUACUGAAAUAGGUUUAAAAGAUGAUAGUAAUUUGAAAGAGGACAGUUGCAGCCGUGAAAGUGUACUUGAAAAAACAAACGGAAAGGGUUCUUUAAUCGACACUUCACAAAUCAUAGAAAAAAGUGGUAGUGGACAACCUUUGCAUGAAAAUGAAUUUGAAGAAAUAGCUGACACUGAUGAUCACAAUCUGAAAGGAGAUAAUCAGGGCUGUGAUGAUGUGGUCACAAAUCUUCAUGAGAAAGAUAAUUCAAUUGACAUUUCACAAACAGCGGAAUCAAACAGUUUUGGAGAAUUAAAUGGCCAACUUGGAGAACCCAGUGUGGUUGAGAAUGACGUGAGAACACAUGAGGAUUGGAUUGAUAGUGAGGGUGAAAAUAAUGUGGAAAAUGUAUCAGGUGAGACUAAGAAUGUAAGUGAACAAUCUGAACUUGCAAGUAUUGUGGAACAUUGUUCUCAGAAGUUAAACAGUAUUCAAACCAGAGAAGAUAAUGAGAAAGUUUUGAUGCAUGAAGAAGUAAAUAACAAAGUAACUGAACAUGAAAGUGACAUCACAGAAACAACUGGAGUCAGUGAGGAAUAUGCUGACAAAGAGAGGAUUUCAUUUAAAAAGACAUCUACUGAGUAUAAUGACAACCAUGCAGAUAAGGAAUUCCUUGAGGAUUCAUCACCAUCUGAGGAUACUGUUGCUGUGCAAAGAGUAGAUGCAGGUAUUGAAAAUAAAUUACAUUUGUACUUAAGUGCACUCCACUCCAGUAUAACCUUGAAAGAAGACAUUUUAUUUACCGGUAGUUAGUUUUAGGUAAAUUCUUUGGCCACCGAGGGCUGCUUGAGCACUGCCCUGAGCUAACAGAAAAUGUACCCAGUCUUAAAAACACAGAGAUAUGCCAAAAUUCAAAGACCCUUUUCAUUGAGCAAUUAUGUGACAGUCAUUUUCCAAAAUUUCAUUCAGACCUGUCCAAGGGCUAAACAGCUUGGAGUUGAAAGCACUGUAUUAAUCACAAGAAAAUUCAGUUAUUCAGGUGAAAAUAUUCCAUGUGAAAAGCAGGUUUAGUUCCAGCUUUAUUUCCAGCAGUCUAAACGUACAUUGCAUACAUGUAUUUCGGUUUUAUCAUUGCAUUGGAACAAUUGUUUUUUUCUUAGCAUGUACUGACAAUGAAUUGAGCAAACAACAAUAUGAGUUGAUCAUUAGUUAUGAAUGUUCUUUCAGAUGCUCUUCUUUCUGAAACUAUUACAAACAGCCCCCACAUUCUGAGAGAUUUAGGAUCCUGUUUAGAUACUGAAUACCAGUAUGGUAAAGUACCAUGUUGGAGAGACCUGGCAGAACUUUUGGCCAUUUCUCCAGAGGACUAUGAAGAUUGCACCACCUUCUCGCUGACAAGCCCGACUGAGGAUUUGUUUGUGUUCCUGUCAGCAACAAAACCUCAACUUACAAUUCAGGAAAUUAAGGAGGCACUGAAAGAAAUCGACAGGCUUGAUGUGGCUCAUCUUCUUGAUAGGAAGAUUGCAGGUUGGUCUCUUGAGUGAAAACAAAGAAAGCAGAAAUAAUAAGACUCAGUCACUGAGGAUCAUAAAAAAUUUGUCUGGUUUCCAAAGACACAAUUAUCAUGAAUGAACCUGCACACUUUUUUUUGUAGAGGAGGGACCCAAUGUCUGCCAAUAGCUAAUCAUUAUUUUACACCCUUCCUGCCCACGUUAUUUCCUAGUAACAUCAACCACCUGGAUCCUUCCAUGUAAUCCUUCAGACCCAGUGGUAGCAAUUUCAGUUUUGAGGCUUGUAGGUGUUCACUUGGCCAUGAAAUAAAAAUACUUUUUGGUCUGAUGGCUUCAUUUAGGAAUGGUCUGGACCCCAUUCCCCUUGAUCCACCACAGUGUGGCCAGAAAACAUUCUUACUGAUGCGGUAUAGAAUAUACACAUAUUUGUUGUAAGACUCAUGAUACAACUAAUUAGGCCCUUUACAGAACAAUAUUUUUUUGUCACAUGCUUGGAUACCAGUCGGCAACAGUGGAUGGCACGCCAUGUAAGUGUUCAUUCAGAUCGCAAAGCUUUGAGUGUCGUCCAUUGAAGUAUUCCUAGUUUAAUUAUUCUGUUGAAGACUUACAAGACGUUUGAAUCAACAUUGGAAGGCUUCACCUGAUUGUACUCAAAGCUUUGUGAGCCAUUGCUAACUGGUAUCCAAGCACUUUACAAAGUUCUGCGAAGGGCCCAUUUUCUCUUCGGCUUCUGAUUACUGGCUAAGUGGGCCUUGUUCCAUAAAACCAUUUAAUGCUAAUUUAAUCUUUUUUUUGUGAUGGCCUACAGUUAACUGACAGUUGAUUGGAAGCUUAUGUUAAACAUGUUAAAAGGACAUCUGUUACGCCUUAAGGAACACAUUUUUUGUGUGUCAGGAGUUGACUUAUUCAAUCAAUUUGUUACUUUUUGUUAGUGUAACAAAGGUGAUGAUACUUUUAUUGCUAGGUGGUCUCAUCAGGGAAGAAAGUAUUCUUGGCAAUCUGGUUGAGAGAGAUGACACUGGUAUUCUGGGCCGCAUGGCAAUGAAACUUGACAGAACGAAGACAAACAACUGGAAAGAUCUUGCACUUCAACUGUGUGUACCACCCCGUGUGCUGAGGAACUUUGGGUCUCGUCAGGGGCAUAAUCCAGCCUUAAUGUUGUUCAAGUAUAUUCCAAUAUUUGAUCCAGAUGUGACACUGGAUCACCUUAAAGGCUGUCUGACCUCAAUUGAAAGACAAGAUGCUGUGGCAGUUUUAGAAAAAGCCAGCGUACCAGGUAUUACAAAUAAGUAAACUUUUAUGUCAUAUUGAGUAGGUCAAAACAAAUUAAUUCUUGUCAUUGCUUUUUACUUAUGUUUGAGCCUGCACCACAGACGGAACUCAGUAAAAUUCUGGCUCAGUCCUUCUGCCAAACAGUACGGAAAUCCUUGUUUUGGGCCCCUCCCUGUGUACCAGGAUUUGAGUACGUGCCAUGAUUGACGUGUUGAAAAGCCAGUGCCGAUUUGCCAAUUUGGUUUAAGGGAGAUUCAAUACACAUUUCCGUUUGGUGCCCAGAACAAGGGUAUCGGAUUCAGUCUACUUCAAAGACGUUACUAACCGGCAUGAGAUUGUUUUCAGGUAAUGGAAAUUAAGGAAUCUUUAAGGAUUCCUUUUUGCUGACUGUUUGUUUUACAUUUGAAGGAGAUGAGCCUGUCAAAGACAUUCUUGAUGAUUCAGAUCUACUUGAUCGAAUAACCGACAUGUUGAAUGAUGACUCUACCCAUCAUUGGAGACACCUUGCGAGGGCACUCAAAAUUCCACCUGAAAAAUGCAAGAUCUUUGAACCAACAGAAGAGAAUAACAGUGCGACCAAAUUGUUGUUCAAAAGCAUUGAGAAGUGCGAGCCAGAUUUGACAUUUGAAGAACUUGUACUAGCCCUUGUAGCUAUGAAAAGACAAGAUGUGUUAGAUGUCCUUCAAAAAUAUUUUUCAAGUAAGUUUAAUUUUCUAAUUUGAAAUCCUAUGCAUGAGUGCCCGGUUACUUUCAUAGGCAGGCUAUCAGUAAGAAACCUUGGCACUCUUUUUACUUUUAUGUGGGAUUUAUUUUGUUUUACAUCACAAAUAAUAAGCCUUUUUGUGGAAAACAUUUAUUUCUGGUAGUUAUCUUCAAGUUCAAAUUAUUGCUUUACCCCUGUAAGUCGAUUAAUCCUUCAUCGUCACUUCAUAAUGAAGCGUAAAUAUCAUGAAAAUGAAGGAAGUGGUCAUCAAAGAUAAUAGUCUUUAUUUAUAAAAAUUCUUGUGUUUAGAAAUGUAUGUUUCCCAACCAUUCGAUAGAUUUCACCAAUAUAUCAUGACUAGGAAAAAUUCCAGAAUCUAUCCCAGCAGUCAUUUCGAUUUGUGAUGUUGGGCAGGGGACGGGAGGGAGGGAGAGGAGCUGAAGUAAGGUCAAUAGAGGAUUGGUAUCUAGCUUGAACUUUUGCUGACUGAUUGCUAUCAUUCCCAUUGGUCAAAAUUUAUUUAUUGGUGACCAUCGCGCAAACGUGAAACAGGUUGCUGGACAAAAUUGAAAAAGUUCCAAAUUUCUUUGACUCCUUUCUGGCCAGAUGAUUGGGGUUGUCUUCUCCUUAGUGGGCAAAAUCGUCGUGCUCAAGCCUACAAAAUCCGGAGCAAUUGGGAAACUAUAAAAUCCCCGAUCAUCUGGGAUUUUCCUUAACGCCAGGCAUAAAGUGUUUAGGCAGCGAAGGACACUCUAUUGGUUCAACUAACAGAUGCAUUGUUAGUUUUCGUUUUUUGAAUUUCAUUGAUCCAGUGAUCUUUUCAUUAUAUCAAGUGUACAUGUUGAUAAUAAGACUAUGUUUGUACACCAGGUGAUGAUAUUGAUCAGAUUUUGGAAGAGAACAAUCUCCUUACACCAGCAGAAGAUCCGUUAGUGGACCAGAAGAAAAUCUAGCGUUGUUCUCUUGGAAAAGAGAAGUAAAGAAUGCCGCAAAGUUACCUACUUGCAAAGGCCUCUUAUCCCUCUUUGGAACAUGAGGUGGGCCUCUGUCAGCAUGGAAGCAACAAAGGGAUUUCUUGUGUGAAGUUUGAAUGUAGGAUGUAAUGUUCUUAUUAUACCAGUGGCAUCUGAAUUAUGAUACACACAAAGGAAACUUUCAUGUUGAAAAUGCUAAAUGAUCUCGAUACAUUAUUGUAUCUUCUAUUUAAAAAAAUUGAUGAAGCAGGAAAAUUGUAUUUUCAAUAGCCCCUCUACAUUUAGACUAAUUUUAGGUAUUCAGUAUGACGCCAUUAAGGACCCUUUAUUACAGACCACCUGUUUGCACCCCCUUUUUGAACGACGUUUCUUACAAUCUUGCUGUGACAACAUCAGAAUAAAGUAUUUCGUUUCGUGUAUUCGAAGGGGGCAGAAGGCAAACCAUUGUUGCUCGGAGUAUCUCUGGAAGGUCGUAAUUGUUUACCAGUAGGCUGAUUUAACGUGAACGUCUGUUGACGACGGUGCGCGCAAAUCAAACAACUGGCUUGACCGUUAGCAGAGCAGCAAAUUGAGCACCGGAAGUCGUGUUUAGUCCUUUCCGCGCGCUUUCCCGUCUUCAACUGACGUUUCCGUCCUGUUGCUAAACCAGCCUAGUAGGAUGCUUAAAAUGUUUGCAAUUCUACAAUUAGUUUCGGCUCCAUUGUUGCCGGCUUGACCAUUUAAAUUUUUGCAAGGUACACAAGAUGCUUCAAAGGUUUUGCCUCUAUACUGAACACGCGCAUAGAACGGAUGAAACCUUGGCUGAUAGUUAUUCAAUUUUGUGAAACUUUCGUUGACAGUGAACAGUACCUGUGUGGUCUUUUCAUAAAAAUAUUUCAUCAAGUGUGAUUAAUAUCUAGGAAGUCUAAUUUGGUCAAAAGAAAGCCACGAAUCAUUAUUUAAUUAUCAAUUUAUUUAGACGUGCUAUGUAAGUUAUAGAGAUACAUGUAUUAAUUAGGACCUUAUUAAACUAAUUUGUUGUAUAUAUUUUGAAGGCUUUUUCAAAAGGUUCAGGAGUAAUUCCAAGGAUAUGUACAAAUAUUUAGUGAUCUUGUAGACAUUCAAUGGCUGUAUUUAUUGUUAUAAACAUUUUGUAUAUGAUAAUACAGUAGUUUUGUAAAGUAUCUUUGCUUAUUAAGUGAUUGGUUGUUUGAAAGGGCUGAAAUAUAUCACUUAAAAGUACACAUCAGCCACAAAAAGGUAAGACAGGAAGCGAAAAGUGACCACCCGCUGUUUAGGCCAGCCAAUAGUUGUGGGCUCAUCAGCUUUCAGGCUCGAACGCUUGCAUUACUAGAUUUAUCUCGUCACGCAACACUCCUCAGGGUAUUGCUUGACGAAACAAUCAGUUUUCAAGACAGUGACUGCAGCUUCUUAAAAAAAAAACAGGUUUUACUCUUCUAUUGACGGCAAAGAAAAGCCUUUGUUGCGUUUUCUUACUCGUUAUCAUCGCCGUCCUGAUUGCUUGAACUCGCGGCUUGUUUUCGUUCAAGCAAGUUUUUUUUUUCUUCUUAGGCUGCCUCCCUCUUUCUUCGCGUUUCCUUCUCUCUCCUUACUAAGUCUGGGCGAGACUGCUCACAGUCUACAUCUUUUUUUUCAGUAAACGUAGUGUGUGAGUUAAUUUAUUUUACCGUUCUAAUUUAAAUCAGGGUUGGUACAGAGAAUCCAAUUCUCGAAAAAUUUCUUGAAAUUUGCCCAGCAACUUUCCAGACCUGGAAAAAGUCUUGAAAAUAGAGAUAUAGUCUGGAAAAAUAGUGCAAAGUCUAGAGUUUUUUUUAUAUUUUUUUUUCAAAGCUACAACAAGUGCUUAACAAGUGAAUUUUUUCCCCGUGGUCAAAUCUCAUUCAAUAACAGAAUGAGAAGUUUCAUAAUUCUCUUAUGUCCGCAUUGCAUCGUGGUUACCGUACGUUUGCAGUACAUCAUGAAAAAAGCUUGGUUCUUGCGUUUUUCAAGGUCUCUAUUGAUCACCUAUUUGUUUAUAACCUUGAGUUUGGAAACUAAGUAUUGUUUUGGAAAAAGUCUUGAAGUUUGGAUCCAGAAAUCUGUACGAACCCUGCUAAAUGCAAUUCUCUGUUUACAACAGAUGUCUAAUCUCAUACGAUUGCAAUGUACCAUUAAAGUUCGUUAUUAAAAUUGAUCAAUCGAGUGUCUGUACUUGGAUAGAACUUGUAGUUCCUUGUCAGUUGUCGUUUAUAUGAGCAACAGCAGGAUACUCACCAUCAGUUUUUUUUCCAUGACUUCUGCAAGGUCCAUCAUAUCUCCAUCUUCGCAUGACUUUGAAAACCUACGCUUUGACUCUUUUUAUAACAUGAGCACAGGUUGUUGAAGUGUCAACAACGAGUAGGGGAUUUUCUCAGUACUAUAAAGUAAUACUGUUGCGUCAGUCAACGCCAUUUUGGCGGGAAAAUGUGAUAGCCGUCGUCAUUCUACUACGAGUUUUAACGAAAAUGUCGUAGACUAUCGUAGGCGGGGGUGGGAAAAAGUUAUCACCGGGAGUGGGUAUGGCUAAACCUUCUCUAAUAAAAUUAACCGCCCUAUUUUUGCAGGUGAAAAAUAGUGCAAUGAAGCUUUCCGGGUUUAAUAUUUUCGAGAAUUCGGGAAAAAACUUCCAGUUAAAUCUUUUACUCGUAGUCGUCUUCGUCCUCGAGCUCAAAUCUAAAGCUCUCUAUUAAAUGGGGAGAAGGUGCCGAGAGCUCCAUUACAUAACCCUUAAGGUUUGGAACGAUGCCACACAGGGACUGGGCACAGAGGAGCUAGAUAAACACGAUCCAAACAGAUUUGGAGACUAAGACGAAAGGCUGGUUUUCACUAGCGACAGAGUCGGAGUCGGAGUCGUAAUCAGAAGCGUCGAGCUCAUGAACUAGUGAAAACAGCGUUCCGAUUUCGCUUACGACUCCGUCGCUUACGUUCCACUUAUGAUCUAGUGAAAACCACAUUGUCGGAGUCGGAAGCAGAAGCAGAAGAACCAAACCAAUCACAAAGCGUGGGAACGUGCAUUCUGAUUGGCUUAUCCUUCCGCUUCUGCUUCCGACUCCGACAAUCUGGGGCGCUUUCCAUUUACUCAAAAUUUCCGGAAUUUCCGGUUCGGCGGUAAAUGGAACACGUUUCGUCGGUUCGUCCCACUGGAAAAUUCCCAGAAAAAGUGGAAAAUCUAAAAAGGUGGUCCCGUUUUCACGGUUGGAAUUUCCGAACGGAAUCUCGUGUUCCAUUUACGUUUCUCGUAGUUUGUACCAGUUCCAGGUCCACGGUCGGGCACCGCCACGUACCGGGGUUUACGACCAAAUGGAACAACUUUUUACCAAUCGGAAAUUCCACUUUUGCUACCACCGAAAUUUCCGGGUUUUUUUCCUAAAUGGAAAGCGCCCCUGGUUUUCACUAGAUGAUAAGCGGAACAUAAGCGACGGAGUCGUAAGCGGAGUCGGAAGAAAAUGGAAACGUUCUGAUUCUUCUGACUCCGAUUCCGUCGCGCUUAUGACUCCGCUUACAACUCCGAUUUUUUAUUUUCACUGGGUCAUAAGCGCUCUUAAGGCUUGUUUUCACUAGCGAAGGAGUCGGAGUCGGAGUCGUAAUCAGAAGCGUCGAGCUUAUGAACUAGUGAAAACAGCGUUCCGAUUCCGCUUACGACUCCGUCGCUUACGUUCCGCUUAUGAUCUAGUGAAAGCCAGAUUGUCGGAGUCGGAAGGAGAAGCAGAAGAACCAACCAAUCACAAAGCGUGGGAAAGUGCAUUCUGAUUGGCUUAUCCUUCCGCUUCUGCUUCCGACUCCGACAAUCUAGUUUUCACUAGAUCAUAAGCGGAACGUGGGCGACGGAGUCGUAAGCGGAGUCGGAAGAAAAUGGAAACGUUCUGAUUCUUCUGACUCCGAUUCCGUCGCCCUUAUGACUCCGCUUACGACUCCGAUUUUUGAUUUUCACUAGGUCAUAAGCGCUCUUACGACUCCGCUUACGACUCCGACUUCGACUCCGUCGCUAGUGAAAACCAGCCUUAACCCUUCUACGUACCACUUCUGGAAGGUGCAAAUGUCGGGGCAAUGAAAAUAUUUUAUCUUUCAACGUUAUUAUCAACUGGUCACAUUCCGGUUUCCUUCGCUCAUAAUGAAAGAAUUUCUGGUGUUUUUAGUGAUAUUUUUUGUGUGGGGUGGGUAAGAUAGGACAGUUUAAUGCGAAAUUCCUUUUUUAUUUUUAUUGUCAUACCUUGCCUAAUCCAUGUAGCGUAGAAUUGGCUUUUGUCUUUUUUCUAUCUAGUUGAAAUCCCGCCAUGAUCGCUAGCUGGAUUUGUUCGGUGUAGCCCCGAUUUUAGCCUGUACACAGACGUUGUUUUAUUUUUCUUAUCGUUCUUUUGGAAAACAUCGGCGUGCGCGAGAGUGAGCGCCCACCACUACCCCUUUGCGCUGGCGGUCAAUAAAUCCCCUGCAGUUUAUUUUUUAUCACGCGCGUUCGACGGACUUUGAAGAGAAAAUAGAGGGUAAAUAGGGUCUGUGAACAGGCUACCCCGAUUUCAAAUCAAAAAAUGAGAAGCGAAGGACUUUGAGAAAGUCUAGACCUGACCGUACAUAACCUAUCAUUUUGAACUUACUGACCAAUCACGGAAACAUCGCAUUAAUUUAUUCAGUCACAAUUUGUGAACUAAAAGCAAAUGAUUGUGCACGGUCAGGGAGCUUCCAACAUAAGCUACAGCACGUUUGUUUUCAUCUUUUAAUGUUUGCCGGCUUUCAUUAAGAGAACGCCAGUCCCCUCUACUAACUAUGAGCUACUAUGGAUUGGCUUACAUCAGAAAUUCAUAAGGGUUACACUUUUCAAAGAACCUUGUUUUCGGAGGGUCUUAUAUGCGGCACGGAGGAACUUGGAGGGAGUUGUUUCGGCAAUUUUGCAAUGUUCAAAUCAUUACAUUGGAUAUGAUAAGAGAAGACAAGAACUUUAUGAUAGUCAGUGGUGUAUGCACUAGCGGCCGGGAUACCCAGUUCUACAUUGAAAUCAAGGGGCAAUUAAAAGUAGAAUGUAACAAAAAAUUAGAAGAUAAUAAAUAAAUAAAUAAAUAAAUAAAUAAUAGAUAAAUCGUAUUUAACUUUCUUGUUCUCUCUAUAUAUCCUAGCUCUGGUUUCAUUCAAAAAAGUUUGCUUUUGCCUAAGAUGUGUACUAAACGUUUACACGCAGAUUCAUUCGCGCGAGCGUUACCGUACACGAAAUACAGACCGCCUGGUCCUGGGCCCUAAAAACAAAAUGGCAGUCGAGCCGUGACAUUUAUUGUUGUGAUUUCUUGUCCAAGAUCUGGUCCAAGAUGAAAGGCUCCCACGGUAUUCAAGAAGCCCGAAUAGCAAGAAAGCUCGAACUCGAAAAACAACGGGAAGAAAUUCUUCUGGAAAGGGCAAGGUUGUUGUCAUUAAAGAAUGAGCUUAAAGGCGGGCGAGAAUCAAACGUUUCGGAAGCCUCAACGACUCCAUCCAGACUAAGCGAGGCGAUUGAAAGGACGAAGAACAGGGUCCCGGACUUUGAAAGGAAAGUUCAAACACUGAGAGAAGAGAGCCAAGCACGAGCGGAUUUACUGAAAAAACCGUAUAAUGGUGAGCUUGGUAUAGGUUCUUAUGAGCCAUGGCAGUUAGAGGAUGUGUAUUUUGUUCGCGAGUUUUUAGCCUCCUGGAUGGACGAGGUUCUGGAUUUUGUUGUACGAGACCACCCCAGAAAUAUAACAGAACGUGAAGCAACGAAGAUUGCUGAAAAGUUUUUCGAGGAGCUUGAAUUGGACAGGAAAAGUGAUGAAAUUGUCCAGCUGAGUUUAGACAUUGAACGAAGUAUUUUGAAUGACGUUAUCUAUGAGGCUGCCAAGGAAACGGCUAAUGAAAUCAUGGCAUUUUCUUCCCAAACUCGUCAUAUGCUUGAUGACGUACUUUUGGAUUCAUUGGAUCUGUAUUCUCAACCAUAUGGUCAGAAUAAAGCUGCAUUACUCAGCAGUGCUUUAGCUCAAAUGAAGAAAGAAGCACAAAGAAAGGCAAGUGCUUGGUCUCAUAGUCAAAUCUUCCAUACAAGAGACAGCUCACUAGGUUCCCAGGAGGAAAGAACCGAGGAAGAAGGAGACUCUUUUGAUGGUACUGUUUUGUACUUUCAUAAUUUAACUCCUUUCAGUAAUAUUCCAGAUUCAGACAUGUUAGCAGAGCAAGUGAACUUCCGAAAUGAGGAGUCUGACUUUUGGAUGGGUUAUGGCAUUGAUCUCUCUAUUCUUCCAUUACCAAGACGAUACAGAGGUGUUUCAUGCAGUGCAGUGUCGCCAAAUGACUCCCUUGUUGCUCUAGGGACUGUUCAAGGGGAUAUUGUUGUAUGGGAUUUGUCAACCUAUCCACCACGAAUAUUGAGAACCAGUCGUGGAAGAAGUUCUGUUAUCAUUCAGCUCCAGUGGUCUUUGGACUCUUUACAAGUUGUCAGUCUUAAUGAACAUGGAAACAUCAGCAUUUGGUUGCUAGGUGACACCACAUCUGUGCUCUAUGAUGUUAAGGCAUUUGAGCCUGUCGAAAAGGAUCUUGGUUUCAAAUCUUCCACCUUGAUGCCCUUGCUUACUCUUGAAUUGAAUGACCUCUUUUUCACACAAGGUCCUUUUUCAGAAUCCAGAGAUUUGAUAAGCAAGGCCACUGCAAUAGCUUUUCACCCCUCUGUCUCACUUCUUGGAAAGCAAAGCUUUUUGAUGGUAGGUCUAAACAAUGGCAACAUUUUACGACUCAAGUUCAGGAAUUCCCCCUCAAUAAUGUCCGUAGCACAAGUUCAGCCCCUUAAUGGUUCAUCUCAUAAGGUUGGGAAUAAUAUUGAAGCAGAAUUAUUCAAAUCACAUCACCACCGCAUUGUUCUGAUAAGUUUUGUUAACAGUACUUCUCCCAUGGUAACAGUAGAUGGUAUGGGAUUUAUUAACCUGUGGGAAUAUUCCAGCGAGUCUUUAACAGGAUUUGGCUGGUUUGUUCCAAGUAUCAAGUACAGAUUGAACAUGUCAGAAGUGACUUAUGAACCUGUUCUGGGAGCACAGCAGAAGGUUGAGUUCACAGAUGUUAUAAAGGGACCAAGUCGAAAGCACCACCGCCUCAGGUAAUAUGGUUGCUACAGUCUUACCAAGAAAAUAGCUUUACACACAUUAAAGCCAUAUUUAAGUGGAUUACUAAGUGAUCCACUCAAAUAUGGCUUUAAUGUGUGUAAAGCUAUUUUUGUGCCAGGAGUGGAGCCUUUAAAAAGUCUUUUUAAAGGUUCCACUCGUGGCACAGCUUCUUUCCUGCAAACUUGUAAGCAUGUCACUUAAAUAGUACCAAUUGUGAGAAAUAAUCUGCAAUGGCAUUUUAAUAAACAUCUAAAAGGUUAAUAGCAUUGCAAAUGGGUAUCCUUGAGCCCCGACUGCUCUUGUGGAUGAAUCUAAAAAUCUCCAAGGACAAUCGUGAACUUAAACAUGUGAUCACUUUAUCAUAUGAUUUUUCUUUCUUUUAAGGCAAGAGAUGAUGCAAAACCGGCAAAAGGUGCAGAAGCACAUAGACUCUCUUCAUUUGGGGAAACCAUGGAAGACAGUGGAGGUGGAUGAUAAAGUUACCCACAUUAAUGCACCAAAGAUUGUCCCAAAUGCUGGUGCCCCCUUUCAUUGUAUUACUUACUAUGCUGAUUCAGGAGUAUUAGCACUCUAUGCCACACAGCUGUUCAAGCCUGUUGACAGCCCAUGUUCAAGGUUUGUCUCUUGCAAGACAAACUUGAAUGGAACUAAGCUUGUUUUCAUGUUUCUGUUUCCUAAAGUGGAUCCAGCUGAGGCCCAUGUGUCAUUUGUCAUCGUUGAUUUGGAUCCCACAGUGACAGUCAAUAAGAAUUGCAUACAAAUUACUGUUGACAGGAGUGACUAUGUGAGGUGCUUGCGUAACAAUGCAUGCUCCUUUGGGCUCUCACGGCCUAUCUAUGUUACAGGAAGUGAAUACAUUGUGGCAAAUUUAAAUGGCAAUCUGAAAGCAGUUUCCAUGACAACAGGAAAUAUGGUCAUGGCAGAUUCCCAGCCUGGAUGGGUGGGGUGCCAUCUUAAUUUAAAGAAAGGUCAGAUAUCACCUUCAUCAAACCUGCAAGUGGCUAGCACAUGCAAAGGAUUACAGAUAUUGCUGUAUGCACAGCGGCAAAAUUCUGCAAUCUUAUUACAGUUGAAUGAUGGAAACUUGCGAGAAAAGAGAUUGAAAACCUUCAGAGCCUUUCAAAAGUGGACUCACAGCAUAGACAGAGAUGGUGAAAUGAAAGUGUCAAUGCUACAGUCAGUAAGGCGACUUUGUUGGACUUUUGAUGGGCAUUUGGAUGUACAUGUUGAAUGCUUUAUGGAGUCACUGGUGAGAGAGCUAAUUGACAUUGCUAUCCAGUCUGUUGAUGGUGCUUUCACUGAGGAUCAAAGACAGACUUUUCAUACCGAAAACAUGGAGAUACCCUUUUUAAGGAGGAUAUCUCAACCUGCAGAGGACAAAGAAGAAGGAAGGGUAUCAGACUAUAAUUCUGAACUGGUUUCUUGAAUCUGGCCACUAGGAGAAAGUGGAUAUGAAUUUUCCAUGUAACAACCUGUUAGGGAGAAAUUUCAAGACUCUCUGAUCUGCGGUCAAAGCUUUAGCCUUCCACGCCGAUGUUCCUAGGGCUUCGUCAUGCGUUCCUUUACAAUGCAGGAACGCGUGAUGAA
Porites lobata is the source of this 18495-nucleotide messenger RNA. The record is from the annotation of a GenBank genome assembly. NCBI's taxonomy places the organism in Eukaryota, Metazoa, Cnidaria, Anthozoa, Scleractinia, Poritidae.